UCGAGCGUAGCUGGAGCUGCGGUGGAAAGAGGGAGGUGGUUGGUGGAAGAGGUGCAGGGUGGCAAACUCCUGUAAAAGCUCUCUGAUUGCGCCGUGAGUUGCGCCAAUGGCGUACGAAACAGCUGGCAACGACAGGAGUGGAGGGGAGCCUGCUUGGGUCAUGCAUCAAAUGCAGGCGAGCUCUAAACCGCACUGGCCAUCACAUUUUAACUCGGAGAACAAUAACUGGAACGGCAGCAUGGACUCGGCGCCAUACUCCGGAUAUCCCCCCAACUAUUGGUAUCCCCAGUCGCAUAACACAGGGCCUUAUGGAAAUGCUUACCCAUCGGGCACAGAGGUGAAUGGGCAGCCUCAAUAUCAGCCUGCUAUGUCAGCGUACCCCAAUGGUGUGUACAAUCCUGGACAGUACUCCGCGAACAUGCUUCACCCUUCCAAUCCGUUCUACUGUGCCGACCAAAUGCCUCCCAGGCAGCCUCACUUCCACAGUCAAGGCUGCCCAGAACGAAGCGCAGGACAGCCAGCCCCACCUCCCUACCCAGUCCAGCAUUGCCAAGGGGGCCCAGGCUACCAUCCAGGCUCCUACCAGCAGCACUAUGGCGACGGCGGACCCCAGAUGCCCCACAAUCCUCCCCAAUACCCAGGCCAGCAGGCCAUGCACUCCAGGCCCCCGCAGCAGCAGCAGCCCGAUGCUUGGCCCCACUCGGCUGGGGGGUACAGCCCCUCCCCGGGCCCCCAGCAGCACCCGCAACAGCACCCUCAGCAGCACCCUCAGCAGCACCCUCAGCAGCACCCUCAGCAGCAGUGGCAGCAGCCGGGGAGCCAGACUCCGCAUCCUCCCUACGGCAACCACGUCAGGCCUCCCCACCCCCCGCCCUGGCAAGGACCUGCUCCGCCUUCGUACGAGCAGCACAAGGAGCACCAGUUCAGUCAGCACCCACAGGGUCGGCCACAGCCCCUGGGCCCCAAGCCUCGACCCGGCACGCCCAACCAAGUCCCCGGCAAGCCCACGGAGUUCAGCGCACCUCCCCAGCUCUACAAGCAGGCCGGCGGUGGUGGUGGUAAAGUAGCGCCUCAACAACCGGAUCCCCGUUCCGCCCAGCAGCCAGAGCCUACUCCUCAUCAUCCCCACCCCCAUCCCCCCUCCUCCUCUGCGGCACCCAACAACAACGCCGCCUCCACACCACCCCCACCCCCACCCCCCCAGCAGCAAGCAGCGGCGGGCCCCCAGCUGCAGCUGAGCGACAACCCGGGGCUGGCACGCGUCCAGCAGGUGAUGUACCGGGUGCUGCUGCUGCAGGAGGACGUGGACGAGUUUGUGGGCAGAAAGACGGACAAGAGCUACCGCUACCUGGAGGAGCUGCUGACCAAGGAGCUGCUGGAGCUGGACUCGGUGGAGACCGGCGGCCAGGAGGUGGUGCGGCAGGCCCGCAAGGAGGCCGUGCAGCGCAUCCAGGGCAUACUGGACCGGCUGGAGAAGAAGGCCUUCUGAUCUGACUGAUCAGGCCUGGGGCUGGGGGGGCAUUUCUUCAGCAAUGUCGUUGCUGUAACUAACUACAUUAGCAAGCUUACUGUACUUGGUUGCAAUGUAGUUUAACAAUUGGCAACUUGCUACUGGACCGGCUGGAGAAGAAGGCCUUCUGAUCUGAUCUGGCCUGGGGGGCAAUUCUCGAAAGCGUAGUUGUUAGCUAGUGAGCAACUUCUGUAGUUAACAACAAAGUAGCUAACGUAGUUAGCAACUACGGUUUUGAGAAAUGCACCCCACAUCCGGGCGGCAUUUCUCCACAAUGCCGUUGCUGUACGUAACUACAUUAGCAAGCUUACUUGGUUGCAAUCAGGACUCUAAAUUAACACCAGUCAACCGGCCAAAUGCUGGCGAAAUUUCAGUUUGGCUGGUAGAAAAGACCAACUCACAAGCCAUUAUGACCCAUCAGUGAGUGUGUGUGUUUGGCCAGUGAGAUUAGCAUCUACUAGCCAUUUUGGCUAUUGAUGAAAACGGUUAAUUUAGAGCCCUGGUUGCAAUAUAGUUUCCCAUUGGCAACUUGCUACAGUAAGUUGUUAAGAGGUUGGCAACGGCGAUGUUGAGAAAUGGGGUCCUGAUGAUACGCAUGGAUUGAGGGAAACAAUUGUUAAAAAAAGAAGGGAAAAUUUAGGUCGGUCCGUAUCUUGAGGUUUCCAGGCUGAUUUUUUUUUCCUUUCUUCCUCCUCAUUUCCUUCUCUGUUUGUCUGCAGCCAGGCGCUCUCCCCACACCGUCAUGUCUUUGCAGCACCGACUGUGUCAGUUUAAUGGAACGGAUUAGAGCUUUGAGACUUUUUAGAGCUUUUUUUGCCUGAAUCUCUUUUGAAGCUUAUUUUCUUGUGGGUUUAAUAUGCAUAGCGGGGGAAAAUGUUUUACUUUGUAGCUGUUCAACCAUUGUGUAAAUGCCAGAAUCCUAAUGAUUUUUUAAACACCUUUAAUGAGUAGGACUCGCUGGGAUUACAUCUUAAUGCCUUUCCCGUUAGGUUAAUCAGAUCAGGGCCAAUGCCAUUUUUCAUCUCUCUCUCGCUCUCUUUCUUUUCACCUCUUUCUUUCCUUCUUUCUCUUUCUACUGCGGGUGAAUCUUUUUGUUGUCAUUGUUACAGAACUACAGUAGCCCGUGUGCUCUGACAUGCUGACAUGGCUGUUUCUGGCCACACCAGAUCUCAGAGCUAUAGCGUUCACGUUCUGGCGCAUAACUGUAGUGUAGUCACAGCAUCCUUUGUUCUUUAUCUCCUCGAGACUGUUUCUUUUUUUGUUUUGCAGUGUCAGUAUUUGAGUUGAGUCAGUUGGGGAAAGAGGUUGGCCAGCGUCUGUUUAAAAAAAAAAAAAAAAAGUGGAUUCUUUCUUACUGCUCUUAAUGCGUUUAGCGGGGUGGUGUCCCAAGUAUUAGGCUGCCUGCUCAAAACAUAAUUUGACAGAGAUCUUUUCUAGAGCUAAGUUAUUAGUCACCUUUUAAGUAGGGGCUUAUAUAGGCCUGUUCUCCUCAGUUUGGGAUCAACCAUUCAUUGCCAGGCCAGUGAAAGACCUAUUCAAAGACCACCAUGAACCACGCUUCUGAGCGCUGCGCUUUUCUUUGCUGUUUUGUCAAAGUCACUUGUAAUCUCCUCAGUUCAUACUUGUUUUCAGCACAUGAUGGUGUGUCCUUUGUCAUUGGUUUGUACUGACUGUACUUUUACAUCCUUGUAAACCUCAUACCACCUGAUUUUGAGUUUUUUUUCUUCUUUACUUUGCACUUGAACAGGUGAAGCAGUGGAAUUCAGAGAGUGCUUUGGCACGGCCUUGAAGUAAAACAUCGUUUGGCGCUCUGUCUCAGAGCUUUUUUUUAAUGAAGAAAAAAACCCUGUUUGGUUUCUCAUAUCAUUAAGUCCUCUGCUGGAGUACCUAGCUCAUCAAACUGACGAGGUGUAGUCGUCAGAAAAGCGGGGGAAAGUUGGUUUGUUCAUAAUCGUAAAGAUAUUUGGACCUCUUGAUGAGGUAUAUAACUGUAUUGUAUGUAUGUAAGUAUGUAUGUAAGGCAUUCUUUUUUUAGAGAAAUGUAUUAUACAAAUGAGCAUAUAUAUAUUCAACAUUUAACAUAAGCGAAAAAAAAGGAACAGGUUGUUCAAUGGCACCUUUUUAAAAAGCAACCAGAUUAAAGUACCUUUAACAUCACACUUUGCACCAAAGUCACGUUCCUGGCCACUUUCUGCUGGUCUUCUUCCAGAUCUCAAAUACAGUACAGCUCUCCUAUUUCUUUUUUCCUGAAAGAUUUGUGCCAUAAUAUCAGCAGGUGCUUUUAUAAAAUGUAAAAACUGGGGGAAACAAUUCUGACAUGCAUGGACAGUAAUAUGUUUGAAAUCGUGUUGAUUAUUGUGUUAUUUCUCUUUAAUCGCUGUAAAUAGUCUUGUCUCGCUAUCGAACCGAAACGUACACGUAUUUACACUUUACAUGCAACAUGAGAAAUAUAUUUGUAUAAGGUAGAGAACACAGAAUUCCCACGGACCAACAAUCUGCCUGCAACUGUUUUCUUAUAAAUGUAGUGCAUGGUUUUGACCACACGAGGGUGCCGCUUUCCUACAGGGUGUAGGAAAGCCGCAUUGGUGGCGAUUCACAUUAAAUCAAUGAGGACAUUGGUAAAA
Engraulis encrasicolus (European anchovy) is the source of this 4134-nucleotide messenger RNA. RefSeq names its product BCL2 associated athanogene 4 (gene bag4). The record is from RefSeq and is a predicted model, not a curated record. Gene Ontology annotation, molecular function: protein-folding chaperone binding; adenyl-nucleotide exchange factor activity. The transcript has 5 exons. Gene Ontology annotation, cellular component: nucleus; membrane; cytosol. NCBI's taxonomy places the organism in Eukaryota, Metazoa, Chordata, Actinopteri, Clupeiformes, Engraulidae. Bases 107 to 1489 code for a protein of 460 amino acids. Gene Ontology annotation, biological process: protein stabilization.